AGCUGUGAAGAGGCCAUCUUUCUCAAGACAGUGAGUGAGAAGGGAAAAAAAAGCAAUAGGUUUACCUUUAAUAUAAUGAGGAGGAUCCACCUGAAAGGAGAUGUGUUGUGCACCUUGCUGCUGCUGGUGCUGCUCUGCCUGGUGCUCUAUGCUCAGCAUGAUCUCCAGCUCAUCUGGGGCCCUUGGCCCACAGUGGCGAAAGCCACCAGCUCACAGGCCCUUCUGAAGACACAGCCAAAGAAUCAGGGAAUAAGGCAAAUUCCUUCCAGGACCCCAGCCACCCAAGCCCCCCAAGCCCCCUGUCAGCCCCAUCCUUCCCCUCCUGCCUCCACACCACAAGGAUCCCCCUCGACCGGGAAGGCCAUGGUGACCCAACCUCCCUUUGACUUCCAGCGGUACCUGCGGAACAAAGACUGCAGGGACUUCAAACUGCUGAUCAACCAGCCUGCUAAGUGCUCUGGAGGGCAAGCAGGGACCCUAUUCUUGCUCAUUGCAGUCAAGUCAGUGGUGGCCGAUUUUGAAAAGCGCCAGGUGGUGCGCCGUACCUGGGGUCGGGAGCUUACUUUUCAGAAUGGUGCACAGGUAAGGACGAUUUUCCUGCUUGGCAUUCCCCAAAACCGAACCCAGCUCCCCCUGUGGGAGCAGCUGCUGGCAUAUGAGAGCCAAGCCUUCCAGGACAUCCUGCUGUGGGAUUUUGAGGACACCUUCUUCAACCUGACUCUAAAGGAGACACACUUUCUCAAAUGGGUGGACUGCUGCUGCUCGGAUGUCAAAUUCAUAUUCAAAGGCGAUGCAGAUGUCUAUGUCAAUGUGGAAAACAUCUUGGAGAUGUUGUGGGGCCAGGAGCCUGGCAGAGACCUCUUUGUCGGUGACAUCAUCGUUCAUGCCCGGCCCAUCCGCAGGCGUUCCAGCAAGUACUUCAUUCCUGAGAUAGUGUAUGGCCAGGGCAUCUACCCAUCGUAUGCUGGAGGUGGGGGCUUUGUCAUGUCUGGCUUCACAGCACGCCGGCUGCAUCAGGCCUGCCAGGAGGUGGAGCUCUUCCCCAUCGAUGAUGUCUUCUUAGGGAUGUGCUUGCUGAGGAUCGGCCUCCAGCCAGUACGCCACGAGGGCUUUCGGACCUUUGGCAUCGUGCGGCCCUCCGCUGCACCGCACUUACAGGUCUUCGACCCGUGUUUCUACCGUGAACUGAUGGUGGUUCACAGCCUGACCGUUCCUCAGAUCUGGCUCAUGUGGAAUCUUCUCCACGAUCCCCACUUGCGUUGCCACGCCCAACCAACCCAGACUAAGAGUCUUUUUCGAUGGAGGGGGAAGACACAAACUACACCUAAGAGCAAGGACAACCAGGACUACUCAAUACAAGCAUUUGCAAGACACUGAAAACUUGAAUUUAAGACAAAUAUAAUCUCAAAUUUAGUGAACUGACUGCUUAGUUGUCACAAAUUAGAAACUGACAAAGCAACAUUAUUCCUUAUGAAGGUGGAUUUUUGUAAGCAAGCUGCAGCUGAAACACGGCACGACAGACUGAAAUGUGCUGCAUCAGUGGCACGAAAGACGAACCCUUCGCAGCGCCAUGGAAGGAAAGAGCAGUGCAAGCUACAACAGCACUCAAAGCCAAAGUCACAAGAGACGAAUCCAAGUCUGUCUGCACUGAGGAAGCACAGAUUUUAUGCCCUGGAAUGUUGUGUGCACUGUAAAUCAGCCUGUUAACUUUACAUUAGUUUUUAAAAUGAGCAACACUGUAGAUGACAACUGAUUAGUAAUGAUAGCCUGCUGGAUUUAUAAUGAUUAAAACUGAGUUGUGUUUUCUAUUAGAAAUCUUUGGUUCUGCUGUCACUCUUUUAAAUACUUCAGUUGACAUUUUACAAUUAAAAAAACAAGUAAUAGAGUAUUGUGAUAGGAAUCAAAAUGACCAUGCACAAACACUGAAAAUGUUCGUGUUGGAGAAUGUUUU
Molecule: messenger RNA, 1951 nt
Organism: Scleropages formosus (Asian bonytongue)
Lineage: Eukaryota; Metazoa; Chordata; Actinopteri; Osteoglossiformes; Osteoglossidae
Gene: b3gnt9
Product: UDP-GlcNAc:betaGal beta-1,3-N-acetylglucosaminyltransferase 9
Exons: 1
Coding region: 76-1377 (433 amino acids)
Biological process (GO): poly-N-acetyllactosamine biosynthetic process; protein O-linked glycosylation
Cellular component (GO): Golgi membrane
Molecular function (GO): hexosyltransferase activity; UDP-glycosyltransferase activity
Source: RefSeq, a predicted model, not a curated record